Molecule: messenger RNA, 477 nt
Organism: Cryptomeria japonica (Japanese cedar)
Lineage: Eukaryota; Viridiplantae; Streptophyta; Pinopsida; Cupressales; Cupressaceae
Exons: 1
Coding region: 1-477 (158 amino acids)
Molecular function (GO): phosphatidylinositol transfer activity
Source: RefSeq, a predicted model, not a curated record
AUGGUUGUGGUCGUUGUUUCCCACUUUGUCCAUAUGGCAAAAUCAGAGAAAAUACAUAUGUUAGAACAAAUGGUUUGGUUGAUUGAUUUCAAAGGCUGGACUGCAGCUAGUAUAUUUGUGAAGGUAACACAUGAAACAACUAAAGUUUUACAGAAUCAUUAUCCAGAAAGGCUAGGCGUGGCCAUUCUAUACAAUCCACCAAAGAUCUUCGAGUCAUUUUGGACAGUGCUAAACCCAUUUUUGGAACCAAAGACAUACCGGAAAGUAAAAUUUGUAUAUUCAAAAGACUCAGAAAGUAUGAAGAUUAUGGAAGAAUUAUUUGAUAUGGACAAAGCAGAAACUGCAUUGGGUGGGAAAUGCCUUGUAGAAUUUAGUAAAGAUGAGUAUAGAAAACGCAUGGGAGAAGACAAUGCCAAAGACUUCUCUGCAGCGUGGCUGAUAGAAUGUACUAAAAUUCUGGUUAAUGGCCCCGUGUAA